CGUUCCUCCCCUGAGGAGAGAUAUAACCAUAAAUUACUCCGCAGAGUACUUACUCGAUCCGAGUACUCCGUUGCCCGUCCAUUCGUGUCGCAUUUGAGUUACCUCUGCCUUUUCCCUUGACUCUCCUUGAACAUAUCUUUUUCAUCAUGGCCACCGAAGCAGCCAGUGUGUAUCCUGCCCUGCAGGACCGUCCCUUGAAGGGCACAAUUUGUCUCUUUGAUGUCGACAAGACAUUGACGCCUGCUAGAGGAACCGUCACAGCGGAGAUGCUCUCGAUCCUCUCCCAGCUUCGUCACAAGUGCGCCAUUGGAUUUGUUGGCGGUUCGAAUCUUCCCAAGCAGCAAGAACAACUCGGAACUUCUUCGAUCAACGUCACCUCCCUCUUCGAUUUCUGCUUUGCUGAAAACGGCCUGAUCGCUUUCCGCUUGGGCGAGCCUCUGGUUAGCAACAGUUUCAUUCAAUGGUUGGGAGAGGAGAAAUACCAGAAGCUGGUUAAUUUUACCCUCAAAUACAUGGGAAACCUGGAGCUCCCUAAGAAGCGCGGUACCUUCAUCGAGUUCCGUAAUGGCAUGAUCAACAUCAGUCCCAUUGGGAGAAACGCCAGCGGCGACGAAAGAAGGGAGUUUGAAGCAUAUGACAAGGUGCACAACAUCCGAAGGGACCUUGUGGAUGCGCUCAAGAAAGAGUUCCCCGACUAUGGUCUUAGCUACUCUAUUGGCGGUGAGAUCUCGUUCGAUGUCUUUCCAACAGGCUGGGACAAGACCUACUGCUUGCAGCAUGUCGAGGCUGAAAAGGAGAUCACGGGUAUUGACUACAAGACGAUCCAUUUUUUUGGAGAUAAGACGUUCCCUGGAGGCAACGACUAUGAGAUUUACGUCGAUCCUAGGACGAUUGGUCACUCGGUCGAGGACCCCGAUGACACCAUCAAACAGCUGAAGGAGCUUUUCAAGCUAUAGAAAAUCACAAUCUUAAAGCCUCUCAACCCACCUUAUUUGCUUUUUCUGGGAAAAUUCGUCCGGACUGGGUAGUCAAUUAUCCACGCUCCAUGCUACUAACAACUUGCCCUGAGGAUGGGCAUUUUCUAGAGACCAAACGGCAAACAACAUUUUGCAUAUUUCUGUUGAUCUCCGGCAUGGGGUAUAUUUUUGUCCUCAUGUUUAUCUAAUUCCACGGUAUCAUUUUUGGCCAUAAAAAUACGGUUUUAUUUUCUUGACUUAGAAUGGAG
Messenger RNA from Aspergillus heteromorphus CBS 117.55, 1225 nucleotides. RefSeq names its product phosphomannomutase SEC53 (gene sec53). Gene Ontology annotation, biological process: mannose metabolic process; GDP-mannose biosynthetic process; protein N-linked glycosylation. The coding region runs from base 147 to 956 and encodes 269 amino acids. The transcript is spliced from 5 exons. Gene Ontology annotation, molecular function: phosphomannomutase activity. The record is from RefSeq and is a predicted model, not a curated record. Gene Ontology annotation, cellular component: cytosol. NCBI's taxonomy places the organism in Eukaryota, Fungi, Ascomycota, Eurotiomycetes, Eurotiales, Aspergillaceae.